UAAAUUGUGCAGGAGAGUGUGUGUGACAAGCUGAAGAAGAGUGCUGUGCAGUGGUGCUCCCAUAGCAGAGAGAAAAGCUUUGGGGGAAAUGAUAGGGGGUGGUGUUGGAAGGGUGAGCACCAGUGUGGGUGAGGGGGAUGAGAGCAACCUAGAAGAAUGUGUUACAGUGUACGUCUGACCAGAGUGAAGAGUACAAGAAAAUGUACAGAGGAAGACAAAAAGGCAUUUUGCACUGGGAGACAACAAUCAGAAUGUGCUUAUAGCUGUGUUCUACCUGUUUCAUGUUCUCUAUGCAGUUUUAUUUUAAUUACAAAGAAUCAAGACAGACCCUGUUGAAGCUUUUGGAAGUCUGAAGGCCGAUCAAUAAUGAAGACUACACAGCAAAUCAUACAGAAUACAGGCCAAAGGAAAAGAACCUCCAGCUCAACUUCAAUUAAAGCAGGCAACACCCUUGCACAUGCCCAUGAAAUCAAUACCAGGCCGAUGCCUUCGUCUUGGAUGAGCAGUGCUUUCACCAGUGUGCCAGAACUAUUUGGAACAACACAAGUUGCUCUGCUGAAACUCGCCCAACUUGAGGCUCAAUUGGUCUUGAACCUGAUUUCCAACUUUGCAGCUGGAAAUCAUGGUGGUUAUGGGAACCCCUUUGUCCCUCUAUUGCUCUUACAGGCUGUUGCCAUGCAAAGACCCCCAUUUCUGACCAUGUAUCAACCCCAAGGGGUUAUUACACUUUCCCAUCUAUUACAAAGAAAAAACUUUAAUUCUGUACCAAACCUGCCUGGUACUAUGUUGUCAUCAGCCAGUCCUCAAAAAAUUAGUUCAGUCAUUGCUAAUAAGGCGAGUGGGAUCACAUUGCAAGGUGACUUUCUAGCAAAAGAGGUCAUUCAGGAGAAAAUUCUAGGUCUCAGCUUGAGUAGUAGUAAAACAACAUUGCCACAGCCAGCAUGUGGGGAGCCUCUUGUUGGAUCCAAUAACAACCAUUGCGGCAAAAAUGGUUCCUUUAAACCAGAGUCUACGAAUAUGACAGUGCCUCUUAAUAGACAUCCUCCUAAUGUUUCAAAGACUUGGGACUCUACGCAACAAGCAAUGUUACCUUUUCUACCAGAAAACCUGAUCAAAGCUUUAGCCAGCCUUGGCCUUUCUCUUGAGGACCUAGAAUUACUCUGUCAUAGCCCAGACAACCACCUAACAACAGAGAUGCUCCCCCAUUUUAUACAAAGCAUGCAACAGCGCAAAGGAGCAAAUUAUAUCAAACAAACUUCAUCUGAAAGCAUCAUGCCUGGCAAGGUCAUUGAAUAUGGACAUGCAAGCAGGGACUCCUCUGGUCAAACGGAAUCAUCCAGAGAGUCGUCAUAUUCUUAUGGGAAGCAUCAUGCUCAUGGGAACCAGAAGAUUAGACACAGCAAAUGGAAGAAAAGCUAUCCUCUACCACAAUCCAUUUCUCCAUCUUCCCAAAGUCCAGCUUUAUUUAGUUCAAAUGGACACUCCUGUUGCUUGCAGACCCAUAGCUCCAAUAGCUCUGCAAGAUACAAUCCAUCUGAUCUUAGUCAUGAGCACUUCUUUCCCAAGUCUAGAGCUUUGAGACAAAUAAGAGAAUCAACAGGAAGAGGAUCAAAUUCCUUUCUUAAGCGGCUGCAACAUGGGCAUGCUGAGGAUACCAAAUUGAGACCUUGUUCCAUCUAUUUCCCCUCCCACUCGAAAUGUAGCAUAAGGCACAACUUUGUCACUCCGGAUCAUAAUAAAACAAGAAACUAUGCAACACAAAAGUCCUUGUCCUCUUCACAUAGCAGAUCCACCAUGUCCAAUACCAUGAGAAAAGGUCAUCGUUACCCCUCAUUUUCAUCUUUGAAGUCUGGAGAGUCUGGAUCCGAAUCAAAACCAGAAGCAACCACUGAAUCCAUGAACAUUCAGACACCAGUAACUAAGAAAGGUGUGAUUCGUGUGUCUGGAAUCCUUCAUGAUUACCCUGAGAGUGAAUUGAUCAAAAUGACAGCUCCUUUUGGUAAGCCUGUUGAGGUUUUAAUAGCAACUGAGGUUGACAUGGCAACUCAUCUAGAAUGGAAGAAGGCUUUAGUGAUUCUUCCAACUGAAUUCUCAGCCCAGGAAAUGGUGAAGGUUUACUCUGCUAUCCCACUUCACAUGAGACAGCAAAGUGUGGAGCUAGUGUCCCAAAUUGUAGACCUCAGUUCACCUGUGUCAAUGUUUCAAGCUUUUGUGGGGCCAUCAACAUCAAAUGGGUUGCUCACACCUUUAGACAAUUUGCUGGUGGUAUGCAAUGUCCCUAACCAGCCAUGCGCUACUACAGGAGUGCUACGAAUGCUAAAACCUUUUGGAAAGGUUUUCCGAACUCUGGUGUUUUGUGGGAACAAGGUGGAUUUUGACCAGUGCCUUUGGAACAAUAACUGUAUCCAGAUUGUUUUAGAGAUGGAAUCUGCUGCUGUAGCUUUAUCUGUGUAUGAGUGGUCUCAAAAAGUUCCUUGUCUUUAUCACAACCACCAUCUUGUUUUCCUUAGAGGAACUUAUAUACAGAAAAAUAUAUCUGAGGUAAAUUCUGCUUAAUAUUGUGCCAACAAAAAUGUUAUAAAUGUUAUAUAUUGUUAUAUUAUAUUACCUUUGUAUUUAAAUUGAUGAAUGUAUUAUUUGUAUAUCAGGGUAAAUAAAGUCAGAUG
Myxocyprinus asiaticus (Chinese sucker) is the source of this 2666-nucleotide messenger RNA. RefSeq lists its product as uncharacterized. The record is from RefSeq and is a predicted model, not a curated record. The transcript is spliced from 8 exons. Bases 367 to 2556 code for a protein of 729 amino acids. Lineage: Eukaryota; Metazoa; Chordata; Actinopteri; Cypriniformes; Catostomidae.